AUGUACUUGCUAGCCAUGAUUAGGGAACUGCACGGUCGCAGUGUAGCCAUUCUACGCUUGGGUGCAUUCACAGCGCGCGCACGCGGCGCAUGUAGAGUCGACUCUAGAUGGGGAGUUGGUGGUAUUAGGGCUGCAAAGCUGAAUUCUAUUGUCAUACCUCCGCUGCACCCUCUCAUACAUUGCGCACACCCUCUCGUAUCCCGUGCACCCUCUUGUACAUCUGGCACACCCUCUCGCACCUCUCAGACCUCCACCCUCUCAUACAUCGCGCGCACCCUCUUGUACAUCCUGCGCACCUCUCUCAUGGCUCCAAUCCACCCUCUCGUGCAUCCAGUGCAUGCUCUCAUGAGUCCGAGUCCGUCGAUCCUCGUUCGAGCAAAAGCCAUGCUGAUCCGAGUCGUUGCCCACCGUUCGCAGUUGGUCAGUCCGUUGAUCCUCAUUCGGGAAAGAGCCAUGCUGAUCCGAGUCAUUGCCCACCAUUCGCAGACUUUCGCCACGUUCCCAACGCGAUGGAUGCCAUGCGCGAACGCCCAGCGUGCGCCAGCAAAUUUGCCCGUGCCUCCACUCCUUGUGCCAUCCACAUAUGUUCGAGUCACGUCAGCAUUCGCUGACGUGUGCUGGACAUAUGUGCUAAGCACUGGUGGUGAUACCUAUGGUACCCGCGGGUAAACCCUGCACGGGUGCGGGUACGGGUCUGAGCUUGUUGUACCCGCCGAAAACCCGUACCCGUCAGAGCGGGUACGGGUUUUUGCCAGGUGCGGGUGCGGGUCAGGUCCCCGACACCCCAGGGUAUACCCGUGCGGAUCCCUAGCCAUGAUGG
Molecule: messenger RNA, 820 nt
Organism: Suillus plorans
Lineage: Eukaryota; Fungi; Basidiomycota; Agaricomycetes; Boletales; Suillaceae
Exons: 5
Coding region: 1-669 (222 amino acids)
Source: RefSeq, a predicted model, not a curated record